Molecule: messenger RNA, 7273 nt
Organism: Heterocephalus glaber (naked mole-rat)
Lineage: Eukaryota; Metazoa; Chordata; Mammalia; Rodentia; Bathyergidae
Gene: Timp4
Product: TIMP metallopeptidase inhibitor 4
Biological process (GO): negative regulation of membrane protein ectodomain proteolysis; response to cytokine; negative regulation of endopeptidase activity
Cellular component (GO): extracellular matrix
Molecular function (GO): protease binding; metalloendopeptidase inhibitor activity
Source: RefSeq, a predicted model, not a curated record
GCUUUGUUGCUCUUUCAGUCUUUCUCUCCCAUACCGAUACCAUUCCUUCUCCCAGAGCCUUCCCUCCACUUCAGACCCUGGGCUGACAGGGUCUGUGGUCUAGGUCCUUGGGACCUGCAGCUGCCGGCCCCGGGCCGGUGGCCACAAGCCAAAGGAAGGCGGAGCGCAUGGGGCGGGACUGGCCGCAGGGGCCACCUCAUAAAUCCUGGCCAGGGGAGCUGCGAGGUCUGGAGGAGCCCUGGAGGGGCGGUUCGGUCCCACAGACCCCACAAGCCCUAGUAGGGCUCUGCGGAGGCGUCAUGCGCCGGAACCCUCCGGCCACGCAAAGCUGGGUGCUAGUGCUGCGGCUGCUGGCGCUGCUGCGGCCCCCGGGGCUGGGCGAGGCGUGCAGCUGCGCCCCUGCUCACCCCCAGCUGCACGUUUGCCGCUCUGCGCUGGUGAUCCGGGCCAAAGUCUCCAAUGAGAAGGUAGUUCCUGCCAGUGCAGACCCUGCUGACACUCAAAAAAUGAUCCGGUAUGAAAUCAAACAGAUAAAGAUGUUUAAAGGGUUUGAGAAAGUCAAGGAUGUUCAGUACAUCUACACACCUUUUGACUCUUCUCUUUGCGGUGUGAAACUAGAAGCCAACAGCCAGAGGCAGUAUCUUUUGACUGGCCAGGUCCUUGGUGAUGGGAAAGUUUUCAUCCAUCUGUGCAACUACAUCGAGCCCUGGGAGGACCUGUCCUUAGUACAGAGGGAAAGUCUGAAUCAUCACUACCAUCUGAACUGCGGCUGCCAUAUCACCACCUGCUACAUAGUGCCCUGUACCAUCUCGGCCCCCAAUGAGUGCCUGUGGACAGACUGGCUGUUGGAACGGAAGCUCUACGGGUACCAGGCCCAGCAUUACGUCUGCAUGAAGCACGUUGAUGGCACCUGCAGCUGGUACCGGGGCCACCUGCCCCUCAGGAAGGAGUUUGUUGACAUUAUCCAGCCCUAGUAGGGACUAGUGACCCGCCACAUGUUUUCAGGAGUCCUGAAGACCAAGCCAGUUCUCCUUCCUUGUGGAGCUCUGACUACCACCACCUGCCCUGUUGCUGCCAGCCAAGUGGACAGCCCAGCUAGCAUCAUGGCAGGGAUGGGGCAUGUUACAGCUUGUGCCCCAGGCCCCAGCCCAUAGUCUGUAAGGGCUGGGGAGGGCAGCCUGACUUUUCUGUCCUGCCCUCAGGCCUUCUCUCCUCCUCCCAAGUCCCAUUAAUCUAGCUUAUACUUGUUACUGGAAGUUUUGAUUCUAGCUUAGUUUGUUUCCCAAAGCCAGAACUAUUCCCUUUUCCCCCAGGAAAAUGUGUUUUCCUUUCCCGUAACUGACCUGAGAGAGGAGAAGACAUGACUGUUAUACACAGAGAUGGUGAGACUUGGUGGCGUGCAAACUAGAGGGUGAGUGGAUGGUAUCAUAAACAGGUUGACUAGCAGGAAUGAAGAAUAAUUUACUACAGCUGUGUAUCCUCUGCUCCUCCUCUCUUCAGUCCUAAUCCUCUGGUAUACUUUCAUCUGUUCAGGGCACAGAAUCACUCCAUCAGAAAGCUAGGAUUCCCUAACCUUCCUCCUGGUGCUGCACUCCCCCUCAGCACCAUUCCUGGUGAAGGUCUGGUCCUGUUAGUGCACUCUGUGGACAAGAGGAGGCCUCCUGUGUAAGAAUAGACAUUUUCCUCCAUGUUAACUGUCCCAAAUGCCCUCGACUGAUGUCCAGAGGGCUUCUCUUCUGUCACCUUUGUAUUACUAAUGUCUUCAUUCCUACUUCACAAUGUUUUUUAAGCAAAAAAAAAAAGCCUUUCUCUAGUAGAGCUGCAAUCCCUUCUACAUUGGCUUUGGACACCUCAGAGAGAUGCUCUUUUCCUGAGGGCAAAUUUCAGGACAGGAGAGAAAUAUCUGGACUCCUAGGGAGAAGAGUGCUGGCGGAGGAAGACUGCUUGCGUUUGAUGCAGUUUUCCAGUGGGUCAGCCCUGCUGGACAUUACAGCAGGAAAAGCCAGCUCUGGUGCCCAGAGAGCCCUCCACCUUCAGCUCAGGCCCCUCACCACUGUGACCUGGACUUCCUGAGGUCUCUGCCAUAGGCUCCCAGUGUUUCUUGGCCUCCACAAGCCUUCCUGGGUUGCCCUAAAUGGGAAAGCCCUGAUAUUCUAGGAAUUAUUAAGGACAAGCACCUAACAUUCAAGAGCCCCUCCUCAGGGAAGCUCUGGCAAAGAUGACAGAGGCAGUUCUCAAAGCAAAAGUUGUGCUCAUUUCCUCUGUGUGGUCUGCUGGUGCAGGGCCAUAUACAAUGUGCAGAAGGCAGCUGUGGACUCACAGAAAUGCUGUGAGUGGAGACAGCCUUAGGAGAAGGGAGUGAAAAGGGGAACAAGUAAGCUCUGUGUCAGAGCACACUAGAAGCACCUUGGUUGGUUAAGCCUUGGGCAGAGGGGAAAGGAAGGAUGGCAGAAGUUUGAGCUCCAGGUUGCCCUGGAGGAAAAGCAUUAGCAACAGCCUUCUUAGCAACCAGCCAUGUUAUCUCUCUGCUCCUCCCAACCUUCUAAGGUGGACUGAGAAAAGGAUUAGGGUUCACCUGGAACAGCACCGUGGAUCUCAGGAGUGCUUCACACUUUGCAGAAGGCGGCUCCUUAAAACUAACACUUCCAUCUUGUGUGUACAUACUAGAAUUUCUGGUCAGCAAAGGUUAUGCCCGCUGUCCAGUUGGGAAACUGGCACUCAGUGAAGGAUUAUUAUAACUUGCCCAGUGACAUGUGGCAGAGCCAGAGCUGUACCCCAAUCCUGAGAUCUGAUUGUUGGCCCACAGGCUAUUACUCUCUUAGACUGAUUGCCACUGGUUCUACUCUGUUCUGUCUCCAGAAUUUGAAAAUGAGGCUGGCAGCUAAAAUCCAGCUACUGCAGCCCUACAAAGGUCCCACAGGGGAGCCCUGGAGUGAGAAGCCAAAGCCCUGAGCAGAGCCCCAUGGUCACCACACGGCGAAGCUCAAGGGGGAAGUAGCAGAGACUCUGCCACCUACCAUCUCUUUGUGGUUGGGGUAGUAUGUCUGCUCGAUGAGUGGGAACUUUUCUCCUCCCAGCGUCUUGUAGAUGGCCACCAUCUGGGCAAACUGCAAGAGAGAAAAAUUCCUUAUCUUAUCUAAGACAACUUCUGGAACAGACACAGCAUCAAGCAAAUACUUAGCAAUGCUCUGUAGAAGCCUUUGUGAUAAGCACACUGAAGAUGCAUGAGAAGCGUACAUACAAUUUCUGUUCUCAAAAAACAUAUGUUUUAGUUGGAGAAAAAAAAGAGAGAGCAAGCUAACAUUCACUGAAUACCUAUUCAAUUUUAAUGGCGUUUUGCUUGAUCCUUAAAUCCAAGGGAUGAACUAGGUUCAAACUAAAAUCACAGAACUGAAGAGGUGCAGCUAGGAUUGACACUUGGGUCUCUGUCUCCAAACACCUGCUCUUCCAAGCAAUUGCAAGAGAUACAGCUGGAGAGGUAACAUGGGCCAAGUCUUGGAAGUUCAAAUGCCAGGCACGAAUGGCAGCUUUUUCUCUGUGGGCCAUACUGACGCACCAGAGUUUGAGCAGGGUUGUCAUGAGUGAAGCUGUCCUUCAGGAAGAUGUGGGUGCCCACGAUGUAUAGGACACACAGACCCAGUGUUUCUGGGACUGACAUAUCCAUCGUAGGACUAAAUCCAUGAGAAACUUGAGCAGCUAUGAGGGGAAAGGCAAGUGCACAUGGAACAGGGUUGAAAGGCUCUGGCACACAUAUAGCAUGCCCUCCUCACCUUUAUAAAGGAAGAAACUGAGGCCCAGAGAGGUCACUUGCCUAAGGUCACACAGUAGCUGACUAGAGUCAUAGCUGGGGCUCCUGCAGGCCCAAUCUGUAACUUUCCUGAUUCCUUUCAGGCUUCAGAGAUCAUGCUCACCCCACAGGAAACACAGGGCUUCCCAGCUCAGUCCAGUAUACCCCAUCCCCAGUGUAAUCAGAGCAGGGGAAAUCAGCAUCAUCUCUCUAAGAGCUACUGGCUUAGUUCACAUCCCAAGUCACUGAUAUCUGGAACUGCUACAAGGGAAAGUUGUUAGCUCAAACCUCCCUUCUACUUUGGAGAGAAAGGAAAGCUAGAACACAUUUCAAAGGCCCGGAUCCCUCUGCGAGGGAUGUUAGCACACAUGCCAGGCAGACAAGAGGAGGUGAGAGCUAGAAAGGCUCAGAACCCAGGUAUUAGGAAACUGGAGUCUCCAGUCCUGUUCUGCCUAACUUGCUAGGUGUCCUAUGCAAAUAAUUACUCUUCUCCAGCCCUCGUUUUCUGCCUAUAUAAAAUGAGAUUGGUACAUUUGAUCAGUUCCUCAUAUUUUGUACCACAAAUAACAUUCUUUCAUUGUUCCUUUCUCCCAAACUCCAUUAUCAAACUGCAGUAUAAACAGUCAUCUGAAGUGACUCUUUUGUGAGUAAAGAUAGGUUCUGUUAGUUUUAAAAUGCUGAAAAACGUUAGAAUUCCUGAGCAACAUCCUUUAGUGACAGGUAAUUGGUGUCUCCAGAGUUCUAAGACCUCUGCCAGGACUGAAACAAAGAUUCACACACUCUCAAGCCCUGAGAGUUUAGGGUUGAAAGAGAAUUUAAGGGCAGGCCUCCCACCUCACAGGUAAGGAGAUUCAGGCUUGAGAAGCAGAGGAAAGUGCAGCUCCCAGAUCCCACUUGGUGUCAGGGCUUCCCGGGAGGGUACCAGUUCUCUUUUCUCAUCGCCCAGUGCAUCCUGCACUGGACCCUGCUGUCCUCACCGUUCGUUGCUUUGCUUUGACUGUCAAGGCUGAGCCCUCAGACUGUGUGUGUCUUCUGUGGCUCUCCCCACCACCUCAUCUAACAUUUAGGAUCUGUCUGUCCACCUGGACCUGGCUGGAUGCCUGCCCUGCCCAGGCUCCCAGAGCUCUCAGCAUCCCUGGGGACUGAUGCCAGCUCUGCAGACGACCUCUGUCCUGCUGCAGCCCACACACUGGCACAACACCAGACAUGUGGGCCCUAUCUUCCCUCAUGUGGGGGAGUUACACAGACACCACUCCGAUGCCAGGAAGGCCUGCGGCAGACUCCCAGGGCCCUGGGACAGCCAAGACUAAAAUGACAGCCAGUUCCCAGGCUCUAGUUGGGCCCACCCUCCUCACCUGAUCUCCAGCAGUCCCUGUCUUUUCAAGGUGCUGGGCUUGGCAUCUAACCUCUGCCCCCUGGAACUUAGAUUAACUCACAAGUACACAGUUACCAAUUUUAAAAAUGUAAUAUCUGAUAAGGGCUAUUUCCUGUACCCACAGACAAAAGAAUGAAUUGGAAGCUGGGGGUACUCUUGGCAAUGAAUAGGAAGAUAAGCUCAUUAUAACCACUUAUUCAGUGAAUUAAGAAAGAAUUCAUGGAUGAAAUGAGAUUUUAAGAUCAGUUUGAAUAAUAUAUUAUCUCUACCUCUCCUGGAAGUUAAAGGCUUUCAUUUAACCCUGGGGUUCAUCUAUCUCCAAAACCCCAGAAAGCCUGACAGGAAUUUAGAUAAAUUUGCAACAGUAUGGGUAGUGGCAUCUUGCUUUCUCUGGAAUACGGCUUUCAUUGACAGGCCAUUUCUGCUUCUGCAACCUCAGUGGCCUGCCCUGACCAAUUCCAGACAUAGCAGAUGUGCUCCUAGAUACACUGGUGGCAAGGCAGAGCCUCUUUUAACCCAGGAGGCCUCUCCUCACACCAUUAGCAGCCACAGUAAGAAAGUUAGACAAAGGAGCCAAAGCUGCCAUCUCAGAGGCACCCUCCCUCCACAAUCAUCAAACUUGUCCACUUACAUUAUCAGCAGAAAACAACAUGUAAAAUGUCAUUUGUGGGCCAUCAGUUUAGUGACACUGAGAGGACUCCGUGUGUAGCCAGGGAACCCUGCUGUUCUCAUACAAUGUGAAUGGGUGAGUGAGACCCCCCAUCAGACCCCAGGUCCCAGGAGGGGCAAGGCCCUAGGCAGGGUUCUGCCUGCUCCUCCCCUCUCUGGCCUCUGUCACAGUUUAGGAAAACAGCACAGGAAACUAGUUUGUUUUUAAGAGAUCUCGGCUAUUUGGGAGCUUUAACAACCAGUUGGCAAAGUGGUGUCAGGUAUACUAUUGAUCCCAGGUUGUGGACAAAGAAACUGGCACCGGGAAGUUCAGUCAAAGGGCUGGUAAGUAGUGAAAUCACCCAGAAAAAAACCAGAAUAGCAGCAUCACCCUGAGUGGCCAUGAAGGAGCCAAAUUCAGACAAGUGCUGGGGGGGGGUUCCCGGAUUAGCGCACAUGCGCAGAAGGAAAAAGGGGAGGUCCCCAAGAAAGACACUUGGGGAAGGUCCCCAGUGAUACACUCCCAUUAUACAACACUUUUCUCCUGUUUCUGUGAACUCUAGGAUGCCUUGUGCCACAAAUAGGGAAACAGGAACCCAACCUGUCCUUAACUUGGUAGCUAUGGGACCCUCUCAAUCCUGUUCCCUGCUCUUUCUCUACACUAUAAGGUCUCCCUGUUAUUCAGGGAAAUGGAAAGCUGUCCACUAAGGUGUAAAAACAUGACCAAGAGCAGAGGUGCUGGAUCUGUUUGGUAAAAACAAAAACAAAAACACCUCUCCCAACUCCCUGAAUGGUAAAUAGGCCUGAGGUUCAAAAAACUUCACAAUUAGCCACCAGUGCUAGGAACCUUGGCAGUCCAGUUUAUGUGAUAGCUGAAAUCUGGUUUUUGAAGAUCAAGAUGAAGAGGUGUGAUUAGGGACAGGCAUUUCCUUCCGAGAGGGCCAGGCUGGAGCAGCAGGGCCAGCAGCGAACUGGGUCCCUUCAGGGGCCCAAGAGGAGGUCAGAGGCCCCCAGUGGCCAUCACAUAUCACUCUUCUUCCCCUCUGCACUCCUUCAUUCCUUCCUGUGUCUAGAAGUUCCCGCUGUCCUCCCAGAUUACCAGACUGGCUGAGGAAGAGGAAACCAAACAGCUUUUCCUCACACUGUAACGCAGACGACAUGACAGGUAGUGUGGGCUAGAGAGACUUGGCUCUAUAAUUUUGGCAAGUUAUUUAGUCCUUUUUGAAUUUUGUUUCUAUGUAAAAAAUGAAAAUAAUAACACCUUCCAUAUAAGGUUAUCAUGAGGAUGCAAUAGGAAUGUGGGAACUCUCAGUGUACACCGUACAGUAAGUGCUGUUAUACUCCUUACCUAUCUCUUUAAUUUUCACCCCUCUCCAUGACAAGGUGAGAUGAAUGAUCUUCCAGCUCAUGUAAGUGUCUGAUUCAUAUGUACCAUAGGUGAAUAAACUUCACUUGGUAUUCAA